AUGGACAGAGCUGAUACCUCUGGUUUCGUCAGUGGAGGGUCCGCCGUUGCUCAGAAGAUCCGUUCUGCUCUCCGGCCUGCUCGUGUGGAUCUACAAGACGGAGUUCCUCUGGAAACGAAUUUCUAG
This is a messenger RNA of Spirodela intermedia, 126 nucleotides long. The record is from the annotation of a GenBank genome assembly. Lineage: Eukaryota; Viridiplantae; Streptophyta; Magnoliopsida; Alismatales; Araceae.